AGGAGCGACGGCUGGAGGUCCAGGUGGUCGAGCCUGCGUAAAAACGCACCAAACGCACGCCAAACACUUACGAAAUAGUGAGCGUCUAAAAAACAAAAGAAAACACACAGCUCGACUCUAUCAGCUCCUGGCACCUCUCUGAAUGAAUAAGCUGUUUAUCAGUGAAAGCCCCCUGGAGUUGCUGCUGCAGAAACAACCAAGAGAGGAACACGUCUUGUCGCUACGAUCUCUCCAGAAAACGGACGGUUCUGGGUUAAUUUUGUUUUUUUCUUUGGUCUAAGGGCAACUCUGUCAAAAGUUCAAGACGGCUUGUUUCUGCGACAAGUGGAGAUAUGUUCAAGAAAAGCAAGAGUAAAGUGCUGGUGGAUUACGCGUCAGAGGAAGACGACAUGUCCUGGCACUAUCAUCACUCCUACAAGGACAAAGACAUAGAAGGAGAGGAAGAGGAGGAGGAAGCUGUCACUGGAGUAUCCAAGGAGGCCAAGGUGAAGAAGAUCAUGUCCAAGAAAGAGUGGAAGGAGAAGAAAAUGUUUUCCUCUAAAGAUGACGAACACUUCUUGUUGACUGGAGUGAAGUUGGCUGAUCGCAGCAGCACUCACAAGAAAAUCAAAGAUGAUGAGAAAGAGAAGGAAAAGAAGGACAAGCCGGAGAAGGGCCACUGUUUCUGGGAGAGCGUUACGAUGACAAUGAGGCAGAUCUCACCGGCCAAAAAGUUGGAGAAAACGGAGGGUUGGGAACCACCUCGCCCAGAGAACUUAACUGAGACUGGGACUAAUGAAGUCCCAGAGGACAAGAGCCUCAAAGAGGACUGGCCAGUGACCCUCCACGACUCUCUAGACCUCCCGUUGGAAUUGGCCUCCUGGGCGGGCCGGGGUCUUGAGGAGGACUCCUCUCGCUAUGCUAACCUGUCAGACUCCAAGGAUGCAACAUCCGCCGUCAGGUGGACAGCCCGCGCCAAAGUCAAGUUGGCCGGCAUCACCCGAAUGAGCAGAGGGAUUGUGUCAGAGAGCACAUGGGAGGGGUUUAAAUAGCAGUCACCCGUCCCUCCUCAUCCAUGUACCAUCAAAAAAGAGGAUGAAGAACCAAAUAUCUGCUUGUCUCUAGACUAGAUUUGAAUGAAAGGUAUUGAGUGAGAUGCUGUAGUCAAACCCCUGAACAUAACACAUGAAGUUUGUCCUUAAUAUUUUAGCUUGAAGCCCUAUAAGACAAUACAUUUCAGUUUUGUCAAUGACCUUAUUUUGGCAGGACUGACACUUUUGAAUCAUUGACAUAAAAUGUACAUUACAACAAAUAAAAGCCUUAAACUACUGUACCAUUUAAACUUUGAUAUACACUGGCCUGGCAUUUAGAUUUAAAUGCAAAAGAGAAAUGCAAAGAGUGAUUUUCAUAUAAUUGUUGUGACUGUUAAUAGAAGAUAAUCAAUGAAGAAUAUGCAAACCUACUGAAGAUGUUAUGGACUUAAAAAUGUGCAAUUAUGUGUGUGUGUGUGUGUGUGUGUGUGUGUGUGUGAAAGGGAGGUAAAGAAAAUGAGGAUAGAAGGUGAGUUUGUGGAUUUGAAGAGCUGUUGUUUUAACAGGAUUAGGUGGCCAUUCUGAAUAAUAUUUAUAAAAACUUGUAAUGUUGAAAAGAUAAAAAAAAAAAACAAACUGUUACUCGUUUCUCAAGAAAACCAACGACUC
Molecule: messenger RNA, 1679 nt
Organism: Scatophagus argus
Lineage: Eukaryota; Metazoa; Chordata; Actinopteri; Scatophagidae
Exons: 4
Coding region: 333-1031 (232 amino acids)
Biological process (GO): spermatogenesis
Cellular component (GO): nucleus; cytosol
Source: RefSeq, a predicted model, not a curated record